Molecule: messenger RNA, 1423 nt
Organism: Cryptomeria japonica (Japanese cedar)
Lineage: Eukaryota; Viridiplantae; Streptophyta; Pinopsida; Cupressales; Cupressaceae
Product: eukaryotic translation initiation factor 3 subunit I
Exons: 9
Coding region: 162-1142 (326 amino acids)
Biological process (GO): cytoplasmic translational initiation
Cellular component (GO): eukaryotic translation initiation factor 3 complex, eIF3m; cytoplasm
Molecular function (GO): translation initiation factor activity; protein binding; RNA binding
Source: RefSeq, a predicted model, not a curated record
AAAUGAAAAUGAAAAUGAAAAGAAGAAAAUUAGUGUGUAAAAAAAAAGUAGGUAUUGCAGGAUGAAAUUUUUGUUCAUUCCGCAUUGAAACAGAGAACGCCCUGGUAACUACAACAAACGCGUUUCGCCCUUCACAACCCUCGCCGGCGAGUUUCUGACAGAUGAGGCCGAUUUUAUUGAAGGGGCACGAGAGGCCUCUAACGUUUCUCAAAUACAAUAGAGACGGGGAUUUGCUAAUCUCGUGCGCUAAGGAUCACACGCCAACUGUUUGGUAUGCUCACAAUGGCGAACGGCUUGGGACGUAUCAGGGCCAUAACGGCGCAGUUUGGUGCUGCGAUGUCUCAAGGGAUUCUACAUGUUUAAUAACUGGUAGUGCAGAUCAGACUGUCAAGUUAUGGAAAGUGGAGAAUGGAACACAGUUAUUUUCUUUCAAAUUUGAUUCCCCGGCUAGAUCUGUGGACUUCUCAGAAGGAGACAAGCUUGCUUUGAUCACCACUGAUCCAUUCAUGGAGUUGAGAUCAGCCAUUCAUGUAAAGCGGAUUGAGAAGGAUCUGUCAAGGCAGGAUUCUGAAUCCGUACUCACGAUACCUGGGUCUAAAGGUAGGAUUAACAGAGCUGUUUGGGGCCCCCUAAACAGGACAAUAAUCAGUGCUGGAGAAGAUGCUGUUGUACGUCUUUGGGAUUCAGAGACAGGAAAGCUGCUCAAGGAAAGUGAUCCGGAAAAGGGCCAUCAAAAGGGUAUAACUUCUUUGGCCAAGUCUGCAGAUGGUUCUUUCUUCCUCACAGGAGCUUCAGAUAAAUCAGCAAAGCUAUGGGACAUCAGAACCUUAACACUUAUAAAGACAUAUGUGACUGAGCGCCCUGUAAAUGCAGUUGCCAUUUCUCCUAUUUUUGAUCAUGUUGUAAUUGGUGGAGGUCAAAGUGCAUCUGAUGUCACCACCACAGAUAGACGUGCAGGAAAAUUUGAAGCAAAAUUCUUUCAUAUGAUUCUUGAAGAAGAAAUUGGUGGUGUUAAGGGACACUUUGGACCUAUAAAUGCGUUGGCCUUUAAUCCUGAUGGAAGAAGUUUUGCAAGUGGUGGAGAGGACGGUUAUGUAAGAUUGCAUCAUUUUGAUCCUGAUUACUUUCACAUCAAGAUGUAAUUUGGUUUUAAAAAAUUUCUUAUUAAAGUUAGUCGCAGUGAAAGCUAAGCAAAUGUAAUUUGUAGUCCGGAAUUAUAGAUUUUUUAGCGAGGCUAUCAAAUUUUGCAAUGAAAACACUUGGGUUAUUCAACUCAUUAUUGUAAGUACACUUCAACUGUACCGGAGUCCUCACCAGUAACGUCAAUAUGCAAUUAGUGUUUUGAGUUCUAGGUGAAAUUACCUUUAUGCUAAAUGCUCCAGUUUAAGUGGUUAUCUUUAUUUAUAAAGGAUGAUUUAUUUUA